GGCUACACGCGCGCGCUGCUGGCUCGUGCAUGCAGCCAGCACCAUGGUCAAGCUCUAUGCUCCCGCCUUUAUGGCUCAGAUAUCACAAACUCAGGCGCAAGCAGGUUGGAUGAUAUGUGGAAUCAUGUUGGCGAUCGACACCCUCAAUCCCAUCAAGAUCAUGGCAUGGUCGCUGCGAAUGGACCAGAGGUUGUUUGCGGUGCCCUUUACGAUCAUGCUGGUGUCGCUCAUCGCGACGCAGUUCGCUGACAUCAUGUACUUUUCGGUCCGAAUCUUCUUCAGCUCAAUCAUCAGCAUCUUUUUCAACAAGGUGGAUAUUAUCGGACAGAGCAACGUGCCGGCCGAAGGCCCCAUCAUUUUCACCGGGAACCACGCCAACCAGUUCGUUGAUGCGCUACAGGUCAUCACGGCGUGUGGCCACAAAGUCGGCUGGUUGAUCGCCAAAAAGAGUUGGGACCGCAAGGUACCCGGGUUCUUCGCACGGGCUAUGUCGUGCAUCCCCGUCGUUCGCCCCCAGGACUCGGCCAUCAAGCGUCCUUCUACUGAGACCAUCGUCGCCAACGGUGACAUGAUAACUGGGAUUAACACCAAGUUCACGGAGCUUUUCAAAGACAGGGACAAGCUCCGCUUUCGUGGGAAGUCGGAGCAGUUCAAGGUGGAGGCCGUUGUGAGUGACACGUCGAUAAAGCUCGGAGAGGCUGUGCCACAAGACUACGUUGGGAUGGGACCGAGCGCGUUCGAUGUCCUCAAGUACGUCGAUCAGGGCAAGGUGUUCGGCAGGGUACACAUAGCGUUGGCACACGGCAAAUGCCUCGGAAUAUUUCCUGAGGGCGGAUCGCACGACAGGACGGACCUGCUCCCUCUCAAGGCGGGGGUGGCAGUGAUCGCGUUCGGUACACUGGAGAAGCACGGGGUUAACGUCCCUGUCGUUCCCAUCGGGCUCAACUACUUCCGCGGCCACCGCUUCAGGGCGAGGGCUGUGGUGGAGUUUGGGCCGCCUGUGCGCAUAUCCGAGGAACUGCACGAGUUGUACAAGACCGACAAGAAGGAGGCCUACUCCCAGUUUCUCAUGCAGAUCGAGGAGGCCAUGAGGGGCUGCAUCAUUACGGCACCAGACUACGACUCUCUGCAGCUGGUGUAUACCGCUCGAAGAUUGUGGCAAUCCGACGACGUCAUGCCUCCACCAGAGCAGAAGCAGGACAUGAACCGCCGCUUUGCUGAGAGCUACAAGAUUCUUGCUCAGAAAUACUCGGAGGAGGGCAUGCCACAGGAAGCCACGGAACUGAAGGAGAGGCUGGAGUCCUACCGCCAAUCGCUGGGAAAGCUGGGCAUGAGGGACUACCAGGUGCGCACGCUGGACAAGCCAAACCCGCUGAAGGCCACGUACACGGUGAUCCACAUGUUGGUAGUGCUGCUACUGGCGUCGGUGCCCUCGUUCAUCCUCAACUUGCCGGUGGGAGUCGUGGCGAGGGUAACGGCAAUCAAGGAGCGCAAGAAGGCCCUGGCGGGAUCGGUGGUGAAGAUCGCUGGUCGAGACGUGAUGCUCAGCAAGAAGAUCAUGAUUUCCAUCGUCAUGGUCCCGUUGCUGUGGAUGUUCUACGCCGUGCUGAUGAUGGCAUUGACCGACUGGGAAUUCUCCACCAAGGUGCUGGUGAUGCUGUGCUUCCCGCUGUUCAGCUACGCUGGCGUGGUCGGCACCGCCUCUGGCAUGGUGGACCUCAAGGACAUCAAACCUCUUCUCAACAUGCUCCGGCCGUCGACUCGAACGUUGAUGAACGAACUACCGGCGGUGCGACGAGAGCUUCAGAAGGACCUUCGGGCUUUCAUCAAAAAGGUGGGACCGGAGCUGGGAGAGAUCUACACCAAGCCAGACCUCAAGUGGGGCGACCUGUUCCGCAUGCAAAAGGACAGCGCCGCCGAAGCCGAAGGGAUCCAAAAGAUGGCUGCGAAUGCAGCGGAAGCAAUGGGCGACCUCCCCAACCCGAAGAAGAACGAUUAAUUGCACAACAUCGCACUUUGUUCGAUUUGUGGGUGGGGGCGCAAACCCUGUCUCGAUUUGACCAGCCAGUAGCCCAGCAGGCGGGUUGAUUCUUGCCUUAGAUCACAUAUCUCACUACGGCGGCGUCAUGUCACGGUGUGUAUGUAUGAUAGCAACGUGCUGGUCACGAUUUGUCUCAUGUAUGCUGUUGGCACGAAGGCAAGGGGUUCGAUAUGCUCUCUUGUGUGCAGCUGUCCAGAACGUGUUCGAAGCCGAGGGGAUCCAAAAGAUGGCUGCGAAUGCAGCGGAAGCAAUGGGCGACCUCCCCAACCCGAAGAAGAACGAUUAAUUGCACAACAUCGCACUUUGUUCGAUUUGUGGGUGGGGGCGCAAACCCUGUCUCGAUUUGACCAGCCAGUAGCCCAGCAGGCGGGUUGAUACUUGCCUUAGAUCACAUAUGUCACUACGGCGGCGUCAUGUCACGGUGUAUAUGUAUGAUAGCAACGUGCUGGUCACGAUUUGUCUCAUGUAUGCUGUUGGCACGAAGGCAAGGGGUUCGAUAUGCUCUCUUGUGUGCAGCUGUCCAGAACGUGCUCUAAGGUCGAGGCGUGCGUGCAGCGAGUUUAAAAUACUCCUGCAAGCG
Messenger RNA from Ectocarpus siliculosus, 2621 nucleotides. Lineage: Eukaryota; Phaeophyceae; Ectocarpales; Ectocarpaceae. The record is from the annotation of a GenBank genome assembly.